AGAGAACAUGUCUUUUGUCUCCUAAACCUCCUUUAUUAUCAUUAUUACCACCAAUAAUCCUAUUUUUAUUCCAUUUCACAGCGAAGAUAAGUAGAGGUUUCGUUAUAAACAAAGGAGGAAACCUCAGAUAGAGCAUAGUAGAGAAGAAGAUGUAUCAAGAUCAACAACAUCCCGUUGGUGCUCCUCCUCCUCAAGGGUAUCCUCCAAAGGAAGGAUAUCCACCACAGGGAUAUCCUCCGGCUGGUUAUCCUCCACCACCGCAGGGAUACGGUCAGGCAUAUCCAGCACAAGGGUAUCCUCCUCCGCAAUAUCCUCAAGGUCCUCCGCCUCAGUAUCCUUAUCAGGGUCCUCCGCCACCACAGUAUGGUCAGGCUCCGCAAAAGAAGAAGAAAGACAAGGAUUCAGGAUUUGUUGAAGGAUGUUUGGCUAUGCUCUGCUGUUGCUGUCUCUUGGAAGCUUGUUUUUGAUUGAAGGCCGUGAUGAUAUUUGCCGUUGACCGUCGUUCGAGAUGCCAUUGUAUUUUACAACAAAAAAAAAAGACGUUUGAUCAAACAUUUAGAUAGCUUCUUCUGGCUACGUGUGUGUGUGUAUGUGCGUUCACGUUUUGUGUUUGUUUCUGUUCUUUAUUUUAUUGCUAUGAUUUGGAAUUUACUCCGAGACUUGUUUUUUUUUAAUUUUAUUGACUAUUAUUUUAGUAAGUAUUCUCCCCAUCUUUUGUAUAUGUACAACAAGUGAGCUAUCACCUUUGAAUAAAAGCAUUC
Molecule: messenger RNA, 761 nt
Organism: Brassica oleracea var. oleracea
Lineage: Eukaryota; Viridiplantae; Streptophyta; Magnoliopsida; Brassicales; Brassicaceae
Product: cysteine-rich and transmembrane domain-containing protein A
Exons: 3
Coding region: 150-467 (105 amino acids)
Cellular component (GO): plasma membrane
Source: RefSeq, a predicted model, not a curated record